Molecule: messenger RNA, 565 nt
Organism: Telopea speciosissima
Lineage: Eukaryota; Viridiplantae; Streptophyta; Magnoliopsida; Proteales; Proteaceae
Product: SUMO-conjugating enzyme SCE1-like
Exons: 6
Coding region: 86-565 (159 amino acids)
Biological process (GO): protein sumoylation
Cellular component (GO): nucleus
Molecular function (GO): SUMO conjugating enzyme activity
Source: RefSeq, a predicted model, not a curated record
CAUCUAAGAUGAAACCUUUGGAUUUGCAGAACAAGAAGAAGGAGAAGCAGAAGCAGAAGCAGCAGCAGCAGCGAAGGAAGCGAUUAUGUGGGCAGGUAUCGCUCGUGGUCGUCUUGCAGAGGAGAGGAAAGCUUGGCGUAAGAAUCAUCCCCAUGGUUUCGAUGCUAAGCCAGAGACGUUGCCAGAUGGGUCUGUGAACUUGAUGGUUUGGCAUUGUAUCAUCCCUGGGAAGUCUGGAACUGACUGGGAUGGUGGUUACUUACCAAUUACUCUUCACUUCAGUGAGGACUACCUGAGCAAGCCACCCAAUUGCAAGUUCCCACAAGGUUUCUUCCCCCCUAAUGUUUACCCUUCAGGAACUGUUUGUUUAUCGAUUCUCAAUGAGGAUAGUGGUUGGAGACCAGCCAUCACGGUGAAGCAAAUUCUUGUUGGGAUACAGGAUUUGCUUGACCAGCCAAACCCUGCUGAUCCUGCCCAGACAGACGGAUAUCACCUCUUCAUCCAGGUAUUCAGCCAGAAUUUUAUUUUAUUUGCAGAAGUUUUUCCCUAUAUUAUAAAAGCAUAG